Messenger RNA from Daucus carota subsp. sativus, 1808 nucleotides. RefSeq names its product proline dehydrogenase 1, mitochondrial. Gene Ontology annotation, molecular function: FAD binding; proline dehydrogenase activity. Gene Ontology annotation, cellular component: mitochondrion. NCBI's taxonomy places the organism in Eukaryota, Viridiplantae, Streptophyta, Magnoliopsida, Apiales, Apiaceae. The record is from RefSeq and is a predicted model, not a curated record. The transcript has 3 exons. Bases 148 to 1587 code for a protein of 479 amino acids.
ACACUUAAUAAUCCGUGAUACAGUACUAAGUUAAUCUCCGUAGUUCAUGUACUAAGAUAUUCCCUGCAUCUCCUAUAUAUUUAGAGCACAAAUAACUCAGCAAAGCACUCUCAACUCUUCUGCAAAUUACUUGCUUCAUAUAUUUUUAUGGCCAUAAGCAGAGCUUCUUCACUUUCAUCCUCUAAGCAGCUUCUCCACAGCCUCUCUUCUCGUCUCAUCAGGCCUCUCAGCACCUACCCUGCUGUCUCAUCUCUAGGUCUUGCUGAAAAACAUGAACCUGGUCUUGUUUCUGAUGAUGUCAAGGGGCUGUUCUCUUCGGUGCCUACUGGGAAACUCUUGAGGUCGUUUUUGACGCUCAAGAUGGUGGCCUCGGAGCCUGUGGUGGAUUUGGGCACGUGGGUUAUGACGUCCAGGCUGAUGAAAACGGCUCUGUUUCGGGAAAUUGUGGUGGGGGUUACUAAGGCCACGUUUUUCGAUCAUUUUGUGGCGGGUACUAAUCAUGAAGAAGCUGGAGAGAUUGUCAAGAUGCUGUGGAAUGAUGGGCUUAGUGGAAUGUUGGAUUAUGGAUUGGAGCAUGCUUAUGAUAAUGUUUCUUGUGAUUUGAAUAUGGAGGCCUUUGUGAAGACCAUCGAAUCAACAAAAUCGCUUCCACAGUCUUCUGUAAGUGCUGCGGUGGUGAAGAUCACAGCAAUCUGUCCGGUUGAUUUGCUGAAGCGAAUGAGCGAUUUGCUGAGAUGGGAAUACAAGGAAAAGAGUUUUAAUCUGCCAUGGAAGAUGAAUACUCUUCCAAUUUUCUCUGAUUCAAGUCCUCUGUACCAUACUCUGCAUGAACCAGAAGCGUUGAAUUCACAGGAAGAGAAAGAUCUUGAAUUAGCCCACCAAAGGCUAAAUAAGAUCAUACAAAAAUGUCAAGAAGCUCUUGUGCCUUUGGUUAUUGAUGCAGAGGAGACUCUGAUUCAACCUGCCAUUGAUUAUUUUACGUACUCAGCAGCAAUCGUGCACUCAAAAGAGGAUUCUGCAAUGAUUUACGGGACAUUUCAAGCGUAUUUAAAAGAUACAAAGGAAAGAUUGGUAUGUGCAAAGAGAGCUGCAGACAAGAUGGGUCUGCGUAUGGGUGUUAAGUUAGUAAGGGGAGCUUAUUUGUCUACUGAAAGCCAAGUAGCCGCUUCUUUAGGCUAUGACUCUCCGAUUCAUAGUAGUAUCCAGCAUACUCAUGAUUGUUAUAAUGACUGUGCUUCUUUUAUGCUUAAUGAGGUUGCUACUGGCCCUGGAUCACUUGUUCUUGCAACUCAUAAUUUCGAGUCAGGCAAAUUGGCUGCAGCGCAAGCGCGGGAUUUAGGUAUUGGGAAGGACAGACAGAAGCUCCAGUUUGCCCAACUAUAUGGAAUGGCAGAAGCUAUGACUUAUGGACUGAAGAAUGCUGGAUUUCAAGUGAGUAAGUAUUUGCCGUUUGGACCUGUGGAACAAAUUAUGCCUUACCUUGUAAGAAGAGCGGAAGAGAAUAGAGGGAUGUUAUCAACUUCAAGCCUGGAUCGACAGCUUAUGAAGCUGGAGCUUAACAGGAGAGUGAAAGCUGCAAUUCUCUGAGUGAUGAUGAAGAAAAAAGUAGGUGAAUGUAAAAGUUUAUAACUAAGCUUUAUGGUAAAUGUAUCUCAAUGUUGAAUUAAUUUCACAUAUGUAAAAGGAGUAAGUUCCAACUGUCUAUCAAUCUAUCAUCUGAUUCUGGUAAAUGUAUUACUUCCUGUCUAAAAAAUGCAGAGCAGAUGAAUUGUGUUCUUUGUUUUCUUCAUAGCAGUCAUAUUGUUACA